AUUGAAGUUGCAUAGACCAUCGCCAUUGUGACCCCGUCCCAAGGAAUUGCAGCGUCGCCCACAUGAUCAUAUCCGCUUCCGCCUCACGUCGACCAAGCCAGCAACUAGCUCUUCAUCAACUGCCUAGACACUUUCAUCAUGCUCCGCGUCAUCCGCUCCCCUGCCUUCCAGCGACAAUUGCUCGCGUGUGGCAUCUCCACGUCCAGAACGCUCCUCAUGGCUUUGCAGACUGUCAAGCCACCGCUGACGAGCCUCAAUGGAGCUGCAAUGACGGCCGAGCUGGGGCUUGAGGGCUCGCUCGAGGAGGUCGCUUCGAUCCACUUCUCGGAGUCGUCUGCCUUCCCCGAAUUCUCGCCCAUGGAAGACACAUUGCUGUCCACAGCUGUGUCUCGAAUCAAGUAUGAUAGUACGUUGACCAGUCUCAAUGGCGCCGCAAAGAGGGCCCAAUUGAGUUUUGAAGGUACUCUGGAGGAGGCUGCAUCAAGCUACUUCUCUGAGUCUUCAGCCUUUCCGGAGUUCUCUCCAAUGGAGGACAAAUUACUAUCGGAGACCGUGCCUCGUAUUAAGACCAGACAGUCUACCAUGACGAGUCUCAAUGGUGCUGCAGCGAAAGCGGAUUUGGGACUGACUGGAACACUGGAAGAAGUCGCAACGAGUCACUUCUCCGAGUCGUCGGCCUUCCCGGAAUUCUCACCUAUGGAGGACACGCUGCUCUCAGAAGCUGUGCCUCGUAUGAAGCCCAAAAUGUCGUCCAUGACCAGUCUCAAUGCUGCUGCAAAGUUGGCACAACUCAAUCUUGAAGGCUCGCUCGAGGAUGUGGCAGCCACUCAUUUCUCCGAGGCCUCAGCCUUCCCAGAGUUCUCUCCAAUGGAAGACACGCUGCUGGGGCAGGCCGUACCCCGGAUCAAGUCGAAGGUCUUCAUCAUGGACGCGCACUCACUCGCACAUGAGAAACUCACCGAAGAGAUGCAGCAGCACUUCUGUGCCUCAUCUGACUUCCCGGAGUACUCCGCUGCUGAAGAAGAGGCCAUGUUACACAAGGAGUAAGCGAUCGACCGUCGAUUGUCUUGUCUUUGCGUUCCGUAUUGGUUUUGCUUGCAUGCUGUAAAUUUCAGGCUCCAUGUAAAAAAAGAAAACAAAAUACUUAAGUAAAAAAAAAUUACGCACAUCAAGUCAACAGGAACACUUCGUUCGAAUUGUUCGCGUCAUUACUAUGUACCAAACACACUGUACCCAUCAUACAUCUGACUGUCAGAUUCUGACACGGAU
Molecule: messenger RNA, 1269 nt
Organism: Phytophthora nicotianae INRA-310
Lineage: Eukaryota; Oomycota; Peronosporomycetes; Peronosporales; Peronosporaceae
Exons: 1
Coding region: 139-1047 (302 amino acids)
Source: RefSeq, a predicted model, not a curated record